Messenger RNA from Cuscuta epithymum, 1668 nucleotides. The record is from the annotation of a GenBank genome assembly. NCBI's taxonomy places the organism in Eukaryota, Viridiplantae, Streptophyta, Magnoliopsida, Solanales, Convolvulaceae.
GACCGAACAUGAACGACAUACAAAGGAAAUGGAGUAUAUAUCUCAGAGACCUCCAGUUUCUAUCACCACAGCGAAGACGUAAACCAUUUGUUGACCACCACAUCUAGCUUCAGAGCCUAGUUUGAUCAGCCAAAGCAAAGAUGAACUACUGGAAAUCUAAGGUUUUGCCCAAGAUCAAAAAGGCUUUUGAGAAGAACAACCCCAAGAAGGCUGCUGCUGCUGAGGCUUGCAAGGCCUUUGAUGAAUCUAAGGAACAGUUUGGGAAAGAGUUCGAGGAUAAGAAGUCUGAACUUCAGCCUAAAGUUGUUGAAAUCUAUGAAGCUUCCUCAGCUCAGACAAAGAAAUUGAUAAAAGAACAAAAGGGCGUAGGGCAGAAGAAGAACUCAGCGGCAGUUCAGAAGUUCCUGGAUGAGCUUGUCAAGAUCGACUUUCCCGGAUCAAAGCUGGUCAGUGAAGCCAGUUCGAAGUUAGGGCCUGCUUACGUGGCCGGUCCGGUUUCGUUUCUAGUCGAAAAAUUUGCUUCGCUGAUCCCGGAGGAGAAGAAAGAAGAGGAGGCGCCGGCGGCGGAGGUGAAAGAGAAGGAGAUAGUGGUCGGGGAAGAAUCAAAAGCUGAAGUCCCUCCACCGGUGGCGGAGGAUGCUCCGGCAGCAGAAACUCCGGCUGAACCGCCAAAGGAGGAGGAGAAACCGGCCACAGCCGUUGAUCCAACAAAAGCUUGAUCUCUGAUCGAAGCAAUUAUUGCAUGUAGUCUUCACACACUUCGCUCUUGCCAAAGAUACUUUUGUGGUAAACAAAUAGAAUUAUAUUCCAAUUUGUGCUGUGAGAAGGAUUAAAAGAAAAUGAACUUUAAUUUCAAUUAUUCAUUACAUUGAUUCGUGGUUAAGUAUAAUAUCUGUAAAAAAAUUAUAUUAAUGCUUUGUUUCUUCUUACGUUGUGUACUCUAUUGUAAGAACGUCAGCUAGUUUGUUUACAUUGCAUUUUUCAUUCAUAUGAUGUGUAUAUAUAUAAUGGUUUCGGAUUUAAUACUCUAUUUGUUCCCCUUUAAACGUCUUAAUCAUCAAGUCAACACAACUUUUAUGCUCCGUAGAAAUGAGUGAGCAAAGUCCUUUAAAGACUCAUUUCCAAUGUCCAAUUAAACUUGUUUCUUAGCCUAAAAAUUAAUACUCCGUAGUCCGUAUACCUUUUGAAGAAUUGUUCUCAAGAAUAAUGGACUAGACACUGCUUCUAUUUGGGCCUGUUACUAUUGGACUUUAUUACUACUCCGCAAUAGAUUAGAAUAGCUUGUUAUAUAAGAAUGUACUCUUACUCUAAUCAGGUUAUAAUGAAUUAGCUAUUACUUUUAUCUGGAAGUCUUUUUACAUGAAUACUCUUGUGCAUAUUUACUCCAAGAGCUCAUAUAUGAGAUUUCACAUGGUAUCGGAUUAAAGCUUCGAUCCUAUUCUACUCCUAUAUUUCUUCGUCAAUUGCUACAAUUUUUUUAUUCUCUUCACCGGUUUCUAUAAUCGAUUGAAUCUCCUGAUCAUUUUUUCGUUUAUCGAUCUCACAUUAAACCAUAACUACAAAAGGUAUGAGCCUCAAUAUGUCUUAUAAUCCUAUCAAAGAUCUGUCAUCACCUUACUAUGUCCAUCCAAAUGACCAAGCCACACUUCAAUUCACAUCAUUUACGAG